CUCACUGGCAUUUGCCACAAUGAAAAGAAUGAAGUCAUGAGCAGCCAGCUGGACAUUGACAACAUGGCAGGCGUCUUCUACAUGUUGGGGGCAGCCAUGGCACUCAGCCUCAUCACCUUCAUCUGCGAACACCUCUUCUAUUGGCAGUUCCGGCAUUGCUUUAUGGGUGUCUGUUCUGGCAAGCCUGGCAUGGUCUUCUCCAUCAGCAGAGGUAUCUACAGCUGCAUCCAUGGAGUGGCUAUCGAGGAGCGCCAGUCCGUGAUGAACUCCCCCACUGCGACCAUGAACAACACACACUCCAACAUCCUGCGCCUGCUCCGCACGGCCAAGAACAUGGCCAACCUGUCCGGUGUGAACGGCUCCCCGCAGAGCGCCCUGGACUUCAUCCGACGCGAGUCCUCUGUCUAUGACAUCUCGGAGCACCGCCGAAGCUUCACCCACUCAGACUGCAAAUCCUACAACAACCCGCCAUGCGAGGAGAACCUCUUCAGUGACUACAUCAGUGAGGUGGAGAGAACUUUUGGUAACCUGCAGUUAAAGGACAGCAAUGUGUACCAAGAUCACUACCACCACCACCACCGGCCCCACAGCAUCGGCAGUGCCAGCUCCAUCGAUGGGCUCUACGACUGUGACAACCCACCUUUCACCACCCAGCCGAGGUCCAUCAGCAAGAAGCCCCUGGACAUUGGCCUCCCCUCCUCCAAACACAGCCAGCUCAGUGACCUGUAUGGCAAAUUCUCCUUCAAGAGCGACCGCUACAGUGGCCACGAUGACUUGAUCCGAUCCGACGUGUCCGACAUAUCCACCCACACGGUCACCUACGGAAACAUCGAGGGCAACGCCGCUAAGCGGCGUAAGCAGCAGUAUAAAGACAGCCUGAAGAAGCGGCCGGCCUCGGCCAAGUCCCGCCGGGAGUUUGACGAGAUCGAGCUGGCCUACCGCCGCCGGCCACCCCGCUCCCCCGACCACAAGCGCUACUUCAGGGACAAGGAAGGGCUGCGGGACUUCUACCUGGACCAGUUCCGCACCAAGGAGAACUCCCAGCACUGGGAGCACGUGGACCUGACGGAUAUCUACAAGGAGCAGAGCGAUGACUUUAAGCGCGACUCGGUCAGCGGAGGAGGGCCCUGUACCAACAGGUCUCACCUCAAACACGGAGCGGGCGACAAACACAGCGUGGUCGGCGGAGUCCCAGCACCCUGGGAGAAGAACCUGACCAAUGUGGACUGGGAGGACCGCUCUGGCGGUGGCGGCAACUUCUGCCGCAGCUGCCCGUCUAAGCUACACAACUACUCGGCGGCAGCGGCCGGCCAGAACUCGGCCAGGCAGGCGUGCAUCCGCUGCGAGGCCUGCAAGAAGGCCGGUAACCUGUAUGACAUCAGCGAGGACAACUCCCUGCAGGAGCUGGACCAGCCGGCUGCCCCCGUGGCUGUGACGUCAAAUGCCUCCACCACCAAGUACCCCCAGAGCCCGACUAACUCCAAGGCGCAGAAGAAGACCCGGAACAAACUGCGCCGGCAGCACUCCUACGACACCUUCGUGGACCUGCAGAAGGAAGAAGCAGCCUUGGCCCCGCGCAGCGUGAGCCUGAAAGACAAGGGCCGCUUCAUGGAUGGGAGUCCCUAUGCCCACAUGUUUGAGAUGCCAGCUGGCGAGAGCACCUUUGCCAACAACAAGUCCUCAGUGCCCACUGCCGGACACCACCACCACAACAAUCCUGGCGGCGGCGGCGGCUACAUGCUCAGCAAGUCGCUCUACCCUGACCGGGUCACGCAAAACCCUUUCAUCCCCACUUUCGGGGACGACCAGUGCUUGCUCCAUGGCAGCAAAUCCUACUUCUUCAGGCAGCCCACGGUGGCGGGGGCGCCGAAAGCCAGGCCAGACUUCCGGGCCCUUGUCACCAACAAGCCGGUGGUCUCGGCCCUUCACGGGGCUGUGCCAGGCCGUUUCCAGAAAGACAUCUGUAUAGGGAACCAGUCCAACCCCUGUGUGCCUAACAACAAAAACCCCAGGGCUUUCAAUGGCUCCAGCAAUGGGCAUGUUUAUGAGAAACUUUCUAGUAUUGAGUCUGAUGUCUGAGUGAGGGAAGAAAGAGGUUUUAAGGCUGGCAGCCAGAGAGCCCCGGGUCUGUUUGGAAGCUUGACGGCAGGAUCUCCAUGUUGCACACAGGACACAUAAACCAGAAAGGUGCUCAUCCUCCUCUGGAAGGAAGCUGCCAUGCCUCUUCAAGUCACACCCUCCAGGGCUGCUCUUUGCCUUCCUGUUUGCCCUGACUCACUACCCUUCCUCCUUCCCUGCCCUUGACUGCUGUCCCCUGUCCUCCUCCUUGAUUUUUUACCUCAGUAUCUUUCAUUUUGAAGCCAACUGAAGGCCUUGUAAAGCGAUGUUUUCUUUCUAAAAUGAACCUGGGGGCAAGGGGCUGAACCUCUCACAGAUUUGGAGAGAGGAGUACGGAGUGCUUUACCUUAGAUUCAAGGAAAGACUUUGAGAGAGAGGACAGAGGGCGUGAGGCAUCUCCAGGAGGAAGAAGGAGAAGGGCCAUAUAAACAUUGCUUCACCCUGACUCUCUCUGAGGUCAGGGGCUCCUCCCCUCACUCUUCCUCUUACCUCACCCCUUUCAAAUAAAAACCAAACCAACUAACCUAGCGAACAGCAAUCUAGAACAAAGGGGGCUCUGUCGGUCUCCACUGGUGACAGAAA
Molecule: messenger RNA, 2700 nt
Organism: Suricata suricatta (meerkat)
Lineage: Eukaryota; Metazoa; Chordata; Mammalia; Carnivora; Herpestidae
Gene: GRIN2B
Product: glutamate ionotropic receptor NMDA type subunit 2B
Exons: 3
Coding region: 37-2079 (680 amino acids)
Source: RefSeq, a predicted model, not a curated record